UAUAUUUUUUUUGUAGCUGCUGGAUUUCGAUUUUGAUCGAAAAUUAAUCAAAAACAUCUCAUCGACUGCGUGGAAGUCAGGCAAAAUAACAUGGCAACUUUACUGAUGACGUUCCAGUUGUUUUUUGUGAUUAAAAAGUGAAAAAUAAUAGUAUCAAAUGCGCCUGAUUAGUCCAUCUGGUAGUAACCAGACAGUACAUUCAUUUGGUAAUUAAUUAAUAUAACAAAUUAAAAAAAAUUGUUAUCAAAUUAUCAAAUAAUUCAUAAAGGAAAAAAAAAAAUUUGACAAAUAUUAUUUAUACUCAUUUAUUUUGAUUGAAAGCUAAUAAAAAAAUAUUAUCAUCAUGAACAUGUGGAAAAUGCGAGAAUUAAUGGACAAGGCGACAAAUGUCGUGAUGAAUUACACUGAAACAGAAGCAAAAGUACGUGAAGCUACAAAUGAUGAUGCCUGGGGACCAACAGGUGCUAUGAUGCAAGAGCUUGCUCAAGCAACAUUCACGUAUGAACAAUUUCCCGAUGUAAUGUCAAUGCUUUGGAAGAGAAUGUUGCAAGAAAAUAAACGUAAUUGGCGUCGUACGUACAAGGCAUUGUUGUUGUUGAAUUAUCUUGUACGUAAUGGUUCUGAAAGAGUUGUAACAUCAUCACGUGAACAUAUAUUUGAUCUUCGUUCAUUGGAAAAUUAUAGUUAUGUUGAUGAAACUGGUAAAGAUCAAGGAAUAAAUGUACGUCAUAAAGUACGUGAGCUAAUUGAUUUUAUUCAGGAUGAUGAUAAACUACGUGAUGAACGUAAAAAAGCUAAAAAAAAUAAAGAUAAAUAUAUUGGUAUGUCAAAUGAAGCUAUGGGUAUGAAUUUUGGUGCUGGUGAUAGAUGGUCAGAUAAUCCAAAAUGGACAAAACCAAAAAUUGAUUCAUACAAUGAUUGGGAUAAAGAUAUUGGUAAAAAUAAAGAUAAUAAUUAUGAUGAACAUAAUAAUAGUGAUGAUGGUGAACGUGAAGAUUCAGAUAAUGAUCAACAACAUCAACCACAUCAACAACAACAUCAUCAUCAUCAACAACAAAGUCCUAAUAAAUUUAGUGAAAAAGAUAAAUCAAUUGAUAAAUUUGAUAAAGUUAAAAAAAUAAUAACAACAAAUAAUAAUUUACAUAUUAAUAAAAUAAAUAGACAAAUUAAAAAAGUUGAUCUUGGUGCUGCAGCUAAUUUUGGCAAAGAACAACAACAAUUAUCAAAUAAAAAUACAGAUUUAAUAAAAACAAAAAAUAAAAAUGAUAUAUUAAAUGAUUUAUUUGAUAAUAAAAAUAAUGACAAUAAUAAUACAAGAUCAAUUAUUGAUAAUGAUGAUGAUGAUGAUUUUAAUCCAAGAGACAAUGAUUAUACACCAGUUGUUAAUAAAAUUAAUAAUAAUUUUGGUGAUUUUACAAAUGCAUUUAGUGGAGUUAAUAAUAAAAAUGAUAAAAAUGAUGAAUUUGCUGAUUUUACAACAGCAUUUGAUUCAAAUUUAACAAUUGGUAAUGAUAAUUGGGGAACAACAACAACAAAUUUACAAAAAAAUACACUAAAUAAUUCUGUCAAUUCAAAUGUUGGAGGUGGUUCACUUGGCACAGAUUUACUUGCUGACUUUGAUGGCUUCACAUCAUUUAGCUCAAAUACAUCAAGUAAUAAUGUCAAUGCUUUUAACUCAAAUAAUAUGAUGAUGAAUCAAAAUGCAAAUUUAACAAUUGAUACAAAUUUAUUAUCACCAAUGAGUGUUAAUAAUUCUCAUACAAUUGGAUCAUCAAAUAACAACAUAUUGACAACUCAAGUUGGUUCAACUUGGGCUGGUGCAGGUUUAAAUAUUGAUCUUGAUAAUCUUCUUGGUAAUAAAAGCAAACAAACUGGUGCAGUAUUGAGUAUGAAUCAACUUGCUAGUAACAGUCCAACUCAUCAAGCACCACGUUCAUUUGAGGAUACAAUUACAGUGCCAACAACAACAAUGGGACUUGGCAGUCCAAGAGCUCCAACAACGCAGCAAUCAACUAAUUUUUUUCCAAAAUUUCCCUGAGAUAUAAAUUUUGAAUUUAUAACAUCACAAUUAAUUUAAGUUAUUAUUCAGAUUGUUUAUCAACAGCUAGGUAUGUUAACUAACAAAAAUUUAUGAUAUUUUGUUUUUUUUUUUUUCUUUUUUAAAUAAAAAUUAUACAAUUAAUUUGAUCAACAAAGUUUUUGUCAUGUUAAUAUUGUAAAAAUAUAUAUACAAUCGAGUAAAGUGUCUUUCAAUAAUUAAUAACAAAUGAAAGAUUUUUAAAAUUGUUAAAAAUAUAUUAUAUAUCAAGUCGCUAAUGUUUAUCGUUUUUUUAAUUAUUUUUUUGCGACAAAGAGUGAUGGACAAUACGUGCUUCCCCCCAAAAUAUUAAUAUAAUAAUUGCACCAA
Aphidius gifuensis is the source of this 2407-nucleotide messenger RNA. RefSeq names its product clathrin interactor 1 (gene lqfR). Gene Ontology annotation, biological process: endocytosis. The record is from RefSeq and is a predicted model, not a curated record. Gene Ontology annotation, molecular function: clathrin binding; phospholipid binding. The transcript is spliced from 7 exons. NCBI's taxonomy places the organism in Eukaryota, Metazoa, Arthropoda, Insecta, Hymenoptera, Braconidae. Bases 344 to 2038 code for a protein of 564 amino acids. Gene Ontology annotation, cellular component: plasma membrane; clathrin vesicle coat; endosome.